AUGACUUCGUUUCGGGCCUUCCGCCCAGACGAUCUCAACCACUUCUCCAAGUGCAACCUCGACCCUCUGACCGAGACCUACGACCUAAGUUUCUAUCUUCAAUACUUCGCGAAAUGGCCCACCCUAUUCCAGGUCGCCGAGGAUAGCAGAGGAAACAUUGUUGGCUAUAUCAUGGGCAAGACCGAGAGCUCCCCCGACUACUUCCAGUACUCCGAGCACUACCUGCCGUGGCAUGCCCACAUCACCGCCUUGACUGUUGCCCCGGAGGCUCGACGUCUAGGCAUUGGCAAGAUGCUCACUGAACAACUCGAGGCUGGCGCCGAAGCUGCCAAUGCCUACUUCGUCGACUUGUUUGUCCGGAAGAGCAACGAGAAGGCCAUCAAGUUCUACGAGGGGAUGGGCUACAGCGUCUAUCGCGUAGUCAAAGACUACUACGGCGACAACAUCAACGACCCGACCGCUCACGGCGAGGACGCCUACGACAUGCGCAAACCGACGAAGCGGGACAAGGCCCUCAAGCACAUUCGAGACGACGGCCGGAAGCACGAGGUCCAACCUGAAGACGUAUUUUGA
Messenger RNA from Anthostomella pinea, 573 nucleotides. The record is from the annotation of a GenBank genome assembly. NCBI's taxonomy places the organism in Eukaryota, Fungi, Ascomycota, Sordariomycetes, Xylariales, Xylariaceae.